UUGAAUCAUUCAAAGAAAAGCCUUCAAUUCCCACAGUCGGUGCUAAUUGCUCUGAGACCCCUUUCGCCUCUUCUUCCUUUCUUAGCUGUUCCUCAGCUAUCGCCACCAUGAAAUUGGCCCCCAUCUACUGCUCUGUUCUUCUCCUAAAACCCUCUUCAUGAUCGUUUCUCUUUAUAUUUGCUUCCCAUUUUCUGCUCCAUCUCUUCGAUUUCCGAUCUUGCUCAAUUCAUUCAAAUUGAAGGUGGGGGAGAGAAGUGGAGAGAGCUCUUGGAUAGAGGGAAAUUCCCCAUUUCCCUCAUGACCCAUAGCUCCGAAUCGUCGUAAGAGGACAGAGAGAAGAGGAUUUUAGCUAGAUCUUUAUGCAAACAAGUGUUCUUCGGGCGAGGGUGUGCAAAAUUUGUAGAGAGGAGGGUGAAGAAACAUGGGGCUAGAGAAUAUCUCGACUCAGAAGAGAACUGGUAGAGAAGGGAAUAGUUUACCCACCACCGCUGCCAUCGCAAACGGCACGAGAAGCCGUGCCUUCCCUGGAAUUCCCCGUCGCCGUCAGAUCCAGAAGACUUUCAACAAUAUCAAGAUCACCAUACUCUGUGGAUUCGUCACCAUCCUUGUUCUUCGUGGCACCAUCGGCAUCGGCAACCUUGGUAGCUCCGAGGCGGAUGCUGUUAACCAAAAUAUCAUCGAAGAAACCAACCGGAUCCUCGCUGAGAUUCGAUCUGACAGCGACCCCAACGACCCGGAUGAUCUCGUCGAAAACGAAAUCAACCCUAAUGUCACGUACACGCUCGGACCGAAGAUAGCGAACUGGGAUCAGGAGCGAAAGGUUUGGCUCAAUCAGAACCCUGAAUUUCCCAAUUAUAUUAAUAAAAAAGCUAGGAUCUUGCUUGUUACUGGUUCGCCUCCAAAACCCUGCGAUAACGCAAUUGGGGAUCAUUAUUUGUUGAAGGCAAUCAAGAAUAAGAUUGACUAUUGUAGGCUUCAUGGGAUUGAAAUAGUAUAUAAUUUGGCUCAUUUAGAUAAGGAACUUGCUGGGUAUUGGGCUAAGUUGCCGCUGAUUCGGCGAUUGAUGUUGUCGCACCCUGAGGUUGAGUGGAUUUGGUGGAUGGAUAGCGAUGCGUUAUUUACUGAUAUGGUGUUUGAGAUUCCUCUGGAGAAAUAUGAUAAUUAUAAUUUGGUUGUUCAUGGGUACCCAGAUUUGAUGUUCAACCAGAAGUCAUGGAUUGCCCUCAACACAGGUAGCUUUUUGUUUCGGAAUUGUCAAUGGUCUUUGGAUUUGCUGGAUGCUUGGGCUCCAAUGGGACCAAAGGGUCCAGUUCGGGAAGAGGCCGGGAAGAUUUUGACUGCGUAUUUGAAGGGAAGGCCAGCAUUUGAGGCCGAUGAUCAGUCAGCUUUGAUAUAUUUAUUGCUUUCUCAGAAAGAGUGGAUGGAUAAGGUGUUUCUUGAGAAUUCAUACUAUUUGCAUGGUUAUUGGGCUGGAUUAGUCGAUAGGUACGAGGAAAUGAUUGAGAAAUAUCACCCUGGAUUAGGUGAUGAAAGGUGGCCAUUUGUUACGCAUUUUGUCGGUUGCAAACCUUGUGGUAGCUAUGGAGAUUAUCCAGUUGAAAGGUGUUUGAGUAGCAUGGAGAGAGCUUUUAAUUUUGCUGACAAUCAGGUGCUCAACCUGUAUGGAUUUCGCCAUAGGGGUCUUUUGAGCCCCAAAAUCAAGCGCUUCAGGAACGAGACAGCCACUCCCUUGGAGUUGGUUGACCAAAACGAUAUUCGGCGGCACGCUGUGCAUCGAAGCAAUGCACCUCCAAAUGAGUGAGCCAAUCACUUCCUUGUGCGAUUACCUGUAGGUGAUGAUGUAAUACUUCAAUUCAUAGCAGAUAAAGGCUGGUAACAGUUCAUACCCAAGUCUGUCUUUCUUCCUUUCUUGUCGUUCGGAUUUGAUCUUCUUUUGAGGAGUUGAAACGUUACUAUUCUUGCUAUGUAUUUAGACUUGAUCAUAUUGAUAUCAAUAUUAUGCAUUCAAAUCAAGACCAGAACUAUUCUAAUUCC
Molecule: messenger RNA, 2034 nt
Organism: Momordica charantia (bitter melon)
Lineage: Eukaryota; Viridiplantae; Streptophyta; Magnoliopsida; Cucurbitales; Cucurbitaceae
Gene: XXT4
Product: Galactosyl transferase GMA12/MNN10 family protein
Biological process (GO): xyloglucan biosynthetic process
Cellular component (GO): trans-Golgi network; membrane; endosome
Molecular function (GO): hexosyltransferase activity
Source: RefSeq, a predicted model, not a curated record